Molecule: messenger RNA, 192 nt
Organism: Gongylonema pulchrum
Lineage: Eukaryota; Metazoa; Nematoda; Chromadorea; Rhabditida; Gongylonematidae
Source: the annotation of a GenBank genome assembly
AUGCAUAUGAGAGUGGAAUAUCCACCGCUUUGUGGCCGUGAUCAUCUUGCAUAUCGUUCAUAUUACUUCCCUGUCAAGUCGGUGAUUGAUGGCGAUCUUUGUGAACAAUAUGCGCUAAUGCCAUCUGACAAGCAAAAAUCAGUUGGUGAAGAACUGGGAAGGAAGCCAAUGGAGGUUUUUUUUAUAAUCUAA